This is a messenger RNA of Schizophyllum commune H4-8, 660 nucleotides long. RefSeq lists its product as uncharacterized. The record is from RefSeq and is a predicted model, not a curated record. NCBI's taxonomy places the organism in Eukaryota, Fungi, Basidiomycota, Agaricomycetes, Agaricales, Schizophyllaceae. The transcript has 2 exons. Bases 157 to 558 code for a protein of 133 amino acids.
UCCUUGACUGACGACCCCAGCACGCCUGAUACACGCGGUUUCUUCAUGUCGCUUGCCCGCUGUGAUAAGCCGUGAUAACGGGAUCAAGCACACGUGUUGUUGAUCCACGGGACCUAUUUCUGCUUCCGUUUGCAUUUGUUUCCGUAUGUUUGCGCCAUGUUCGACUUCUGGCCAUCAUGCCGCGAGCCGGCAUGCCAUUCAAAGAAGGCGGGGGCCUGUUUGUUUGGCCGGCCACGAGUCUACUCUAUUGUCGGUGUCGGCCCGGGCGAGGGUAUAAGAGCAUGGGUGUUGAUUCUGAUCCCCCCAUUCCCCCUUCCUUUCUGCCUUCAUGUGCUCCUAGGGUUGGCUGCUCAUCGACGGGCACGUUCGCGACUCAUCUAUCUUCUUUCUUUUUCUUACCUGUCUUCUCCAUCUGCUUUCUUUUGCCAUUGCUCGCUUCGGGCGCUUGCGCCACACAUCGUCCAGCCCACCCAUCGUCCUCGUUGUGAUCCCUUUGCCCACCGGCAGAUGUUUUAUGAUCGGGCCCUUUGCUUGCUACCUACAGCCACUACUUUAUGACUGCUUUCUUGGCCUCCUUAGCUUCCUCAUCGUCGUCGAUGCCGACCUUUGCCACAUUGUGGCGGACCUGGGUUUCGACAUCGUCGUUGGAUGUCGACGAGG